GGACCAUGUCCAUUUGGUAUCCAGCUGAAAAACUCACUCGCUGCCACUAAUCUACCCGACGACCACCCGCACCCUUGCCCGUUGCCACAACCAUGGCUAUCUCAUCUCUGCGACUCCCGCUAUCGCCUUGGCUUACAAAAUCCCCAACUCGUUGCUUCAGAAUUUAUUCAAUCCCAACAACACCCCCACCAUUGAGACCAAUUUGCUGCUGCUUCUCUACUACUACUUCUUCUUCUUUGUCUCCUGCAUCUUCUACGUCCUCAACCACCCAAGAUACAGUAACCGAUUUGGGGAAAUGGGAACCCUUACGAAAGAAGAAAGUGGUUAUGCGAGUUGGCUACGUUGGUACCGAUUACAGAGGCUUACAAAUGCAACGAGAUGAGCAUUCAUUGUCCACAAUCGAAAAAGAAUUGGAAACUGCCAUAUUUAAGGCCGGUGGUAUUCGAGAUAGUAAUUAUGGGAACCUUCAGAAAAUCGCAUGGGCAAGAAGUAGCCGAACUGAUAAAGGAGUUCACUCAUUGGCAACAACGAUAUCAUUGAAAUUGGAAAUCCCUGAAGGUGCAUGGGAGAAUGACCCAAAUGGCAUUGCUCUUGCUAAUCGCAUCAACUCGUUUCUUCCUCAUAACGUCAAAGUUUUUAGUAUCUUACCUUCGCAGAGGAGUUUCGAUCCCAGAAAGGAGUGUAAUCUCCGGAAGUAUUCCUACCUCCUUCCUGCAGAUAUCAUUGGAAUUAAAAGUAACUUAAGUACAGAUGAAAUUGAUCUUCAUAUCUCAGAUUUCAAUGAGAUAUUGAAUACUUUCGAGGGAGAACAUCCUUUUCAUAAUUAUACAGUGCGGGCAAAGUAUAGGACGAAGUUCCCUGUGAAGAAAUCACAUAAGAAUGGUCAUGUGUCAGGAAGCGUGAAAGCUUUUGAAAAGCCAUCAGAAUUUGAAUCUGGAGAAAGUGAUGGAGAAGAAGAUUUUGAAUCUGAUGGCUUGCCUACUUCCAAAGUUGAGAGAAUGAGCUCAAAUUCUCCAGCAUUGAGCAUUUCUGAUGGGAAGAUAAUUGAUGCUCAUGAGAAGCAUAGUGGUGGUGUAAAGGAUCAAAGUUCUACUUCAGUUGUUCUUGCAAGAUGGCUGCACGAACCUGAUGAGAGAGACAGAAUAGGUGCCUCACAUUUCAGAAAGAUUUUUCGCUGCUCUUGUGGAAGGCUAGAGAGAUCGCUUGGAUUUAACUUUGUUGAGCUAUCUGUAUGGGGGGAGUCUUUCAUGUUACAUCAGAUUCGCAAGAUGAUUGGGACUGCUGUGGCAGUAAAGCGGAAUUUACUUCCCAGAGAUAUAUUGACACUGUCAUUGACCAAGUUCUCACGAAUUGUUCUACCGCUUGCUCCAUCAGAAGUCCUGAUCUUAAGGGGAAACAACUUUUCUUUGAGAACAAGACCGGGACAUGUCACUAGACCAGAAAUGGUGGCAAUGGUCGAAUCUGAAGAGAUUCUCAGGGGAGUAGAUGAGUUCUAUACAUCUGUAAUGCUUCCUCAGGUCUCUAAAUUCUUGGACCCGUCAGGCUCUCCUUGGAAGGAAUGGGUUGAGACCUUGGAUCAUAACACAAACAUUCCAGAGACAGAGUUAGAUGAAGUUAGGAUUGCUUGGAAAGUUUGGAAGGAAAAGUUUGAGAGCAAAACUGGUGUUGCAUCAGUGUCAAGUGAUGGAGACAAGGAACUUGCUGCAAUUGCAUAACCUGUACUGCUAUAUUUCCCACAAUCUGAGAGACUUGGUGAUUGCUUGGUAAAAAUGGCAUGCAAAGUAAUUAAAGCUUGUGACAAAGGGAUUGGAUGGAAUUUGAAUGUUGGCUGGCUGCCGAAGAAGGUAAUGAGCUGAAGAAGCAGAAGCACAUUAUAUUAAUAUAUAUAAAUAUUUAUAGUAAUAUAUAUAGUGUAGCUCAAAUCCAAGAGUAGGAAGGAAUAGUCAUCAGCAGUUGUUAGCUCUGGUAAUGCUAGUAGAAGGUGCACUUAUUUUGUAUGAUUUCUUCAUUAUUGUGAAAAAUCACAUGCAUAGAUUAAAAACUGACGGCUCUUGCAAUUUUCCCAUUAAAAUGUAUUUAUUAUUUUUUCUUACA
Molecule: messenger RNA, 2094 nt
Organism: Humulus lupulus (European hop)
Lineage: Eukaryota; Viridiplantae; Streptophyta; Magnoliopsida; Rosales; Cannabaceae
Product: putative tRNA pseudouridine synthase
Exons: 8
Coding region: 93-1715 (540 amino acids)
Biological process (GO): mRNA pseudouridine synthesis; tRNA pseudouridine synthesis
Cellular component (GO): nucleus
Molecular function (GO): pseudouridine synthase activity; RNA binding
Source: RefSeq, a predicted model, not a curated record